This is a messenger RNA of Porites lobata, 12070 nucleotides long. The record is from the annotation of a GenBank genome assembly. NCBI's taxonomy places the organism in Eukaryota, Metazoa, Cnidaria, Anthozoa, Scleractinia, Poritidae.
AUGAGUUCUCCCAACUCUUCCCCGCCAGAUGCAAAUUUCCGGAAACGCUCCGUCGCGCGUUCUUACUCCAGUGAACUGGGUACCGUCAGUGAAUCUGGCGAAGAAGAAGAUUGCUUGUGUACGGGCACGUAUUUAUCAGAUAUGAACGAGAAUUCUGUGUUCGAUCGUUCGUAUCCAGGUCAACCUAUUCUUGAUACAAGUUCGACAUUAUCAGGAGCACCAAUGCAAAGUAUUCAGACAACGCCAUGUCCUCGAGAAGUCAUAAAAACAAAAAUACGAUACCAUUUCAUGAAUCCAUUUCAGAAAUUUCGAGCAAGGCGCAGAAAACCUUGGAAGUUGGUAGUUCAGAUUGUGAAAAUUGCCCUUGUUACUCUUCAGGUGAGUAUCAAAUAUUCUUUAUUCCCAUCUCCUAGCGGUUUUAUUAUGCAUGCGUUUUUUUUUAUUAUUGUUAUUAUUUUUAACAACGUAACUUAAAAAGUUUAUUUGCUUGCGUAUAAAGAGGUUUGUCUAACGUUUAAUAUUGAACAGAUUUUUUUGAAAGCGUUUGAGCGGACGACGAACGGAUAGGACCGUGUUGCCGUUCACAUGACUACAGUCGACCCUCAACUCUAUUGUCCCAAGGGUGACCAACGUCAGUUUUCUCCUAACAAUAAUCAAUACAUCAUGAAAAGAAUAGGUCAUGGGAGAUGUAAAAAAUAAAUUGUCCAACGAGGGAAAUUCUUUAAUAUAAUUUUAAUCAAAUAGAUGUAUGGACAUCAGUCUGGAGAAUUUGUGUAGAUAUUGAGGUAUGAAGUUUUAAGACAGACAUUCCCCCAAAAAAGACACCUAAAAUCUCCUGUCAGGUAUCCCGAUCUCACUAUAUGAGCGCAUGGUAAGUUAUACAUGUUGUAUACCCCCAUGAUUUAGGAUCAUGUGUCUCAUAGGGGUUGUUAACCGAUGUAUCGGCCGACAUCGUCUCAGUCAACUGUCUGUUGACAUAUAAUUUGAUCGAUAUUUCAGUCAGAUGUCGGUCGCAAUUUGGUCGAGUCUCAACCAAUGUGUGGCCCGUGGUCGCCCACUUUAGUUCAUCAAUCAAUAGUCAUCGCUACUUCAUCAACAAGUCACUGGCAUAUAUUAACAACAAAAUGCAAUAGGCCAAUGCAAUGGCAGAUGCCUUGGUCUAUUAAUUGCUGGCUGACAUAAUUAUUAGUUGAUAUAUGUUUAUUAGUCAACUGUUGGAUGAGUACCGGUCGAGUCUUGGUCAAGCUGACUGAGUAUAGACUGAUGUAUAGGCCAUGCCCCAGCGACCAGCUUGUCUAGUAUCGACCAAUACCAUGGAUCAAGCCACCUAUAUAUGAGACACAUGAUACACACGCGACGAGAUUAUAAACUCACUUCGCUCACGGCCUUUGGCCCUGUAUCUAGAACAUUCCCUAUAAGAUGAAAAUAGCCUGUGAUUUAGUAACUGAUAAAUCUGGUAUCAACCUCAGCCGAUAUUUGUAACAAGGAAUGUCCACCGCGUGUCAUUUUACAGGUACCUUGUAACAAAGGAAAAACUCUUGGGUACAAAGGUGAUAAAAAAAUGUACAAGGAGUGCAGAUUGUCUACUGACGCACUCUUGGUCACUAAUACAUGUACCUCACUGAUACUUGACCAAUGGUUCGCCGAUACAUUGCCAACACACUACCGAUGCUAUCAUGACCAAAACUAAAAAGACCAACAGAAAGACACCACUUGGCCAAUAUAUUGGCUGAUUCCUCGACUGACAAAGGACCGGUAUAGUAAUCGAUAUAUCAACGUACAGUCUACCAAGAUGUCGGCCUGAUUCAUUGGUCAAAUAUCCGCUGACACCGCCUAUAAGACAAGUGAUCCAUGGUUUAUAAGCUACAUAUUUUAUGGGAUCAGCUUACUUUGAAAGGGAAAAAAAUGUAGCUACUUAAUUCUUGGUACUCUGAAGCCAGGAAUGGCAAAAACUAAUGAUAAGCCUGUUGUCCAAAGACGUCUCCAGGAAAUUUUGCCUGUACAGCCUACAUCUAGCAAAGUAAUGACUUAAUUAAUGGCUUACAGCAUAAUUUUAAGUCAGCACAAAUCCAACAUGUACAGGUUCAAAGUUGCAAGUUCUGUAAAAUAUUUUUAGGAAAGGUGCACUUGCUAGUAGAUGUACAGGAGUAUCCUCUUUAAACUUGUUGUUGUUAUAUCUACAGCCACAUCCCUAUUUAGGAAAUACUAAACUGGUGACAUGACACUUUUUCAUCUUACCAUAAUAUGAGAAAAUGUCACCCAGGCGGAAGAAUGCAUCUUUUAAUGUUUUCCUUACUGUCUGAUGGUAUUUUUUUAACUUCCAGAUUUGCUUGUUUGGGUUAGACAGAUUUUCAUUGGUGACCUUCCUGGAAAACAAUCAACUUGCUUUAAAACACUUGUUUCUAAAAGAAUAUCAAAGUGAUGACAAAGUUGUUGUUUACACAAAAGACCAACUGUUCAAUUAUCUGCACUAUGCCCAUGAACAAGUAAGUCCCAGCCAACGGUAGUUGUGAUUAAGAUACAUCUUUGAAAAUAGGUGACACUAAAAAUUAUGCCCUUGUAAUACACUUUCAUCUGAGUCACAUCCUUGUCACAACUUCUUGUCUCCAACUGACAAAAUGUUUUGCCUUUUGCCAGUGCUUCGGAAAAUAUGCAAACUAUAUGGGCAUAAAUUUUCUUGUUAAAAGGUAAACUUGUGAAACAAUAAAUUAUUGAGAAAAAUAACAAGUCUACUGAAAGUUGACACAUAAAUUCUUGGUACACUCCAUCCGAGGGAAGUUAUAUUAAUAUAGUCAUCUAACUUACGUGUUGUUGUUGUUGUUGUUUUUAUCACUUGACAGUAUUAUCAAGUGCAAAGCAUUCCUCUUGGCACGUAUAACUACACACACAUGAAUCAUUCAGAGCCACCAAGAGUUCAGUUAUGUUACAGUUACUAUACAGUCAAAGGAAAAGAAAGCAACCCAUUCGCAUUAACUGAUCCUGUUGUAGGUGGGUGUAGCAGAAUUCCUUUCGAGGGGAUUUUUGAGGUUGUGGAAAACCUUUCAUACUUGGCAAAGUCUGUUCACAGUCAAGAUUGGUUUUGUUCAAUGAAAAUGUUUGGAAAAUACAAACAGUUUAACUCAGAAAAUGAUCAUGUUGUACAACAUUUGUGAUAUUCCACUUUCUGUAAAUAAUUGACAAUUUGGACAAGGUUGAGCAAAAUAUCGUGAUAUCUGAGACACUGACAAAUCACGAUAUUUUGUGAUAACCGAGUUUAUUGUUUUUAUUAUUGUUCGAUCACAAAUCACUCUUUGAAAGGUCAGUGAAGCAAUCUGCCAUUUUCACGCAAGAGUGAUCACAAGAAGGAGAAAGCGUGGUUUCAUUCACACAUGAGAAGAAUAUAAUUUGCAGCCAAAUACAGUUGGAUAACACUGUGCAUUUAAGCAGACCAUUAUUUGCAGGCAAUUAUUUGCAGAUUGUGUGGUGGGCUUUUGGCCAAUGAAAAGGGAGAGAAAUUUGCAUCAAAUGAUAAUGUUAUACAUUCAGUGAACAAUGUUGAAGAUUGAUGUCAAUUAGAAUAUUUUUGGUAUGGAGAAGUUAGUAACUACAUCUUAAGUUGAUUUGUUUACUUGUUAUUACAGAUUGCCUCAAUUUGCCACAUCCUGUCAAACAUGUCAUAACAAACAAAACCUUCAAUUUAGAAAGGUGAGACCCUGUUACCAUUGUUAAGUACCAAAAUUAGUAGGAGGUUUAAUUGGUAGUUGUGCUGCUGUGACCUAACCCAAUCCUAACAACUUCUCUUGUUCCUGCUCCUGCAUCUGCAAAGUAAACCCAGUGCAAAAAAUGGAUCUAAAGUCCAUAGGUUUUAGCAAAAUCGUGCCAAAAAAAUCUUACUUAACUAGUAUAUAUAUACGAAUGUAGUUUUUGUUACUUUUUAUUCGUUUUGCUGUUGCAGUAUUAUUUUCAUUGUUACUGAUAGAUGUUUUCAAACUUUUAUUUUUUUUAGGCUUCGUAAAAUUCGUAUGAUGUUCUCAUUACAAACAGUGAACUUGAAAGACGUUAAAGCCUGGGACAAGCCUGCCUGCUAUAAACUAAGUGUUACAGUGAGUUUUAAGCUAAUCAUCAAAAACAUAUUUGGGAAUCAAUGUUUGUGAGCCUGGUGGGAGCUAGUUCACAGAACUGCAGAAGGAGGUUAACUUAGAAUGCAUACCAUUAUAUAGCAAUUUUCACAUCUGUAACAAGCCUGACUCCUCAUGUGUCAUCACAGGAAACUGUGGGGAUGGUGGUGGAGGGGGGCAGCAUAGCACACCUUUACUUGUAGCUUUUCACUUACUUUGACAUGGCACAGGUAACCAACCUGAAAUUCUAAGCAGGGAUCAUGAUUUGGAUACCAAUAACAGAAUUGUGAUCACUUAUUUUGUCCUUUCCUGUUUUUGUUUUUUAGAUUUUGUUUGAUAAUGUAGAUCAUGAUGGAAGAAUGCCAGUUAAAUUGAGCAUGAACAACACUUGGUUAGAUUGCAAAAAUGGGGAAAUAAAGGGAUCGAAUACCAUGAGUGAGUCGUACAUUAACACAUACACACAUACUGACAUAUGGUGAAAAAUGUUAGUUUUAUAGGACACAUGCACCUGAAUCUCUGUAUGCCUUAAUUAUGACUUGCUUGUUAAUCUCAGUUUUACUGAAAGGGGCAUUGCUUUGUAGACUGCAAAACAGUCCGUAUUUUUGCGUAUUCAAGUACGCGCGAGCAGUCAAACAAAAGGUCUGGAAUGAGGCUGAAAACAGAGAGCGAGACUGGGGAGAGACGCUAAAAAUACGGACUGUCCGUUUUGCAUACGUUAUAUUCGUUCGAAUUACCCGCUUCUCCCAGCCACGGGCAAUUCCCAUUGGCUAAAUUUCGAUGCAAGCUGUCACCAAGCUGUCAAGUAAUGUUUUCAACAAGUCAUUCACGUUGUUCCCUACCGUGAUGAAUUGCUAAAGAUUUCGCUGUGAAAUGACGGAGGAUGUUGAUCGCCUGGAUUUACUCGCAAGAAUUGGGAUUAGUUUUAAAAACGGAGCAGAGGGAAGCUUUGGAGUUGCUACUCAGGGGAAAGGAUGUUUUCUGUGUUCUACCAACAGGAUUUGACAAAAGCCUUACUUAUCGGAUGUUUGUUCAUGCACAGAGUUCUUCAAGUUCCGUGCAACGGCCAACCGUCAUUGUUAACUCGCCUGGCUAAAAAAGCGGGAUCGGUAGGAAACACACGACUUUUACCUCACGCAAACAUGCCGCUUGUUCUAAUGAAUUGUUUUCUCUGUCGAGUAGAUUAUGCUUUGGAGGAAAACGUUUUGACUGAGCAAAUGUGAAUUUUGGCCGCUUAUUAAAUAUAUUUCAUACUGAGAGGUCGUGACACGCAUAUUGAUUUCCUCUGGUCGGCAUGAUUUGCCCUCUGACUCAAGAGCAUUUUCUUUCUUGGCCCCUUUAGAAAUGUAAAGCUCUUCAUUGCGGCUGAUUAAGGGUUUUAGGUUGUUUUAUUUCUCCGAAGUGCCUCCUGGAUUUGAAUAAUUUGAAGCGAUUUUCUUUGUGUCCGUGAAUGUGUCUUUUUCCUGCAAUGUUUUGUCACGCUAGCUGGGCCCAGCUCGUUAGCGUUUUUGGCAGGAUUUUAAAUUCUCACAGAUAGCUAGAUAGUAAUUUACAGAGCUAAAUCACCAAGAUGUGGAUUGGAAUGAGGAGAUUUACUCAUUCUUUUCAGUCGCAAUAAUUGUUCAUUGUCAGUUGGCGUGUUCAGUUCUUCUCUAAUUUGCGAAAGCAUCGCCGUGCAGUUUCCCGGGGCAAUUUCUAACCGUUGUUCCGCACGGAGAGCAAACUGCUCUUGUGGAGAAAUAUUCUCCUUCCUCGAGGACAACGAAAAAGUUCGUUUUUCAGUAGGUCCACCCACAUUGGUAACGCUUCCCCUUUUCUGGUAGGCGCAACAAACACAUUUUCCCAGCUUAUCCAUCCAUUCGUAAAAUUGCCGAACUGUGUUUUGAAACAACAGCCGCACAACAAUUUGUCCAAAGCCCUCGGCUCUUUUCGGCUUUCUCCCUCUUCGAGGAGCAGGCACAGGCUUUGUUGUCGUACUGCCACUUCCACUCAUUUUUGAUCCUCCACUAUAUAUACUACAUUUCACUAUAUACACUACAUUUCACAGAGAAGCAACGCUAAAAACUGCUUUAGGAUUACUGGAUUACAGCGUCAAGAUUCGAAGCCACACGCGCUAUAAUAACACGCUAGUCUAUCAAAUUCACAAAGAGGGCGGAGUUGCGAACAGAUUUUUGACAGCUCGACGACAUUUUUGAACCCCCUGGUCGGAACGAACUCAUUGUAUGGAAAACGGACAGUCGGUUUUUUUUCUCUGGGCGUGUGAGGCUCGCGCGCAAGACUCUUACGCCACACUUUACCGAUUUCUUUACUGAUUUUGAGAAAAAAACCGACUGUUUUGCAGUCUAAUUGCUUUGUUGUGGUCAAAUUUUUUUAUUCGCUGCCCUACUUUUUUAUUUUGCUUAACUGACCUGGGUACUGUCACUGACAUUUUUAUUUCCAUCCAAUAAUUUUGUACCAGUUUAAAAAUAAUAUUGUACUAGUACAAAGACAAUUUGUACCAUGAGCAAAAUUGCAUGAACCACAACAUAUACAGAAGCUGGGGGUAAGGCAUUCCAAACUGGGGCAGUUAUAACAGAAAAAGAGAACUUGUGCACAUUAAUGUCAUACAAAAAGCAUUGUUACUGAAAUGGGUGUUGCACGCUGGCUCACAUGACGUGCGGAGAGACUGUCUCACGUAGAUCGUUAGGAAAAAGUAUUUUAACAUUGCCUGUUUGGAUCUUUAAAACGUUAUAGAUUCUUAAAUAUCAUGGAAGUAAUAAUAUUGUUGCAUGUGGAUCUUUUGUAGAGGUACACUUCAUAAAAACAGCUUUGGUGGUAUUUGACGUGGUUGUCAUAUCCAUGUGUUCACUUUCUCUUGUGUUAUGUGGACGAUCAAUUUACAGAUCUCUCAAGUUAGCCAAAGUAAGUUGGUAGAAGGAUAUAAACUAGUAUCUGGGAAAAUCAGCACAAUACAUGUAUAGCAUUCUGAAAAAAAUUUAAUGAUGUGGCAAAACUAACAAGCAUCUGAAGGAUAUGGAUGCCAGCCACUAAAACUUGUCAACUCCCCCCCCCCACACACACACACACACACACACUCACACCCACCCACCCACCAAAACACCACUAGCGUGUUCGGCUGUAUCUGUUCAACAGAGGUGUGAGGUUCUCAAAAUUUUGUGGCUUUUGGUUGAACAUGUCUCAAGUUUUGUGUGUGUUAUAUGAUUAAGACUUUUAUAAGCGUUUGAUUUUGUAUGCCAUUUUUGUGUUUGUUUUGCGCCAAUGAAUUAUGCAACGAGGGACCUGAAAUAUGUUUGAUAGCAAACAAUUUUUAUCUUAAUAAAGGAAGUUGCCAAGUUUUUCAAGCAAGACACAAGCCUAGAGGAAUUCACUUUCUCAGAUUACCAAGAGUUUGUCAGCUUAUGGUUUUUUGUCAUCAUGACAAGUGACAGCCUCACAAUUAUUGGCUCAAUAUACAAGAUGGUCAUCGAUCAAAGGGUGAGAUUACUUAAAAGGCUGAUUUUUAUUGUACUUCUCAUUUCUUUGCCCUUGAGUUGUAUCAAGGAAGUUACCUUUUAACCCUCCUCCCCCCACCCUCAUCAAGCGUUCCUGAUGUCUUCAACAAUUUUUUUGAAAAGUCAGUAGCACCUAGAAUGCUUCCUGGUAUCCACAUUCGUCAAGAAAUUACAUGGUCAACUUAAGUUUUCCUAGAGUGUACUCAGACAUUGUUUUAUUUUUCUUCUCAAAAACAUCGGUGAGCGUGUGGGUGAGGCAAGCGUUUGAGUGAAGCGAGUGAACAGGAGUCAAGGCAAGAACUAGCACAGAGCAUGAGAAAAACAAUUUUCUUCUCCCCCCACCCCUACCCUCUUCCACUGGCAGUUGAUGAAUCCCCCAUGCUUUUAUUUUUUAUCACGCACACUUGACAGACUUUAAAAAUAGAGGUUCUGUGAACAGACAAAAGUUUUCCAAAUUACUUUUGUAAUGUCUUUUAUUCCAGGAUAGUGAUUACUAUAAUGCCUGCAGCAUUUUCCUUGGAACAGCAGUGCUCUUGGUUUGGAUUGGUCUUCUGAGAUUCCUGGGAUACUCCAAGAAAUAUAAUGUAAUGCAUUUUCGUUACCAACAAGCUGUUGAUUACUAGUUCUAAGCUAUUGUUUUCCCCUCUGUUUAAAAUUUAUCUCUUGAGAAUUGCAAAGAUGACCCCCUUGUACAUCUACAGCAUACUAAACAGCGCAACACUAAUGCACUGUUAUUACAGAGUAACUUUCAUUUGAAUAACAAGAUAAGUUUCACUGAUUUUUUUUUAAUUAUCACAAUAAAUGAAUUUUUUUUUUUUUAAUUACAGACCUUUACUUGCAAAGCAUUAGACAUCCUUCUAUUCGUUUUCUCAUAUCUGUAUUUGAAAAAGGGGCAAACUGGAUCAGCAAGUCAAUGAGAAAUGUUAUUAGGUGGUGGGGUGGGGUUGGGAAGCUUGCCCAUCUGUCAUCUGUCCUCUCCCCUCCCCCCCCCGUUUUUGCUUUGUGCUUCGCUUUAUUUUGUUGUAUUCUUACCAGUAUGCAAUGAGAAAAUCAAAGGGCCAUGAUCAUGACAAUCUAGCUAAACAGUAUUGUUGUUUCAGGUUCUUUUGGUGACAUUAAAAGCUGCCACUCCAAGUGUACUCAGAUUCUUUGUUUGUGUGUCAUUGUUGUUUGUUGGUUUUAUGCUGUGUGGCUGGAUUGUACUUGGACCUUUCCAUCCCAAGGUGAUUAUUACAGUCAGUAUGGUUAUCAUCAACACAUCCAAAGACUGACUGACUGAUGACAUGUCAUUGUUUUUCAAGUUCAUUCACUGACUGACUGACUGACUGACUGACUGGUGACUAAUUGAUUACUGACUGACUGACAAAUGACUGAAUGACUGACUGACUGACUGACUGACUGACUUGACUGACUGACUGACUGACUGGCUGGCUGAUUGACUGAAUGCUUGACUUCUUGACUGCUUAAUGGAUUGACUGACUGACAGACUGAUUGACUGGCUUAUUGAUUGGCAACUGACUGAGUGACUGUCUAACUGACUGGGUACCUGACUUCGUGCCGUUACUGAAUGACAAUACGAGCGACUACUGACUGACAAAUUAAUAACCUUUCAAAAACAAAAUAAUAUUCUAUUUAAAAGAAGUAGCAGCUGCUGCAGUGUAACUCAUAUCCACUGCCGAUUAUUUCAUCAGCUCCGAGUUAUUCAAAACACUGAUAUCUCAACAACCUCUAUAUAAUUGGAGUACUGGUAGUGUUUUAUCCACGAUAAAUUCUUCAAUCACAUUCAUCCUUUGAAACAACCUGGGCUUGGUAGAUAGAAGGAAGGAGUAGGAUAGCAAAUAUGCCAUAGCAUUGUAGAAGGUUACGUGUUUUCUUGUUCUUUUCUUUUUUAGUUUAAAACACUCACUAUCACUGCCGAGUGCCUGUAUUCCAUAGUUAAUGGAGAUGACCUGUUCAACACUUAUGCUAAAAUAAAAGAAAUGAAGACACCCACCAUAACAUGGAUCUUCAGUAAAAUCUACCUCUACAUCUUCAUCGCACUUUUCAUUUACGUUGUACUGAGCUUGUUUAUUGGUAUCAUUGGAGAUACAUAUGAAAGACUGAAGGUCAGUGAACUUCACACUUCCCUAUGGGCGUUAAAUAUUAAUUAACGUUCUUUUUUGAUGUAUCAUACACAAAAACUGAUCGAUAUCACUACCGAAUACACAAUUGUUUAAUUCUUGUGCCCAUAAAGCUUUUGUUUGCGUAAAUCCUUUGAAAUUGCUAAACUUAAUAAGUGUACAACCGUCCCCCACCCCCCCCCCCCUUUUCCCCCACCUCUGUGUAGAAGCACUGAAAUAUAAAUAGUCCCCCUACUCCUGACAUCUCUGGAAAACCCCUGCAAUUUCAGUAUCGUAUUUGAUGAAUCAGGAGUAGGUCAGUGAAAAUAGAACGAAUCCUUGAUUUUUUUUCUUCGCUCGAGAAUUUAAAAAUGGAUUUGAUUACCCGUUAUGCUUGUGUUUUGGGUCCUGAAAUAUUCUUAGUAUUUGUAUCCUGGAAAACUUGGAUUUCAGGAACAAAAAUCCUGUACUCAUGUACUCUGCAGCUCUACAAUGCUUACACUGGUUCACACCCUUUUGUCAUUUGUAUUAACAAAGUUUACCCUGUUUUGUUUCUUGCAUGUUCUGUUUUUUUCGCACAGGAUAUGGGCCAUCUUCCAGAAACAAAGGUAGAGAAAUUCUUGCACGAACCAGCAAAUAUUGGUAGAUCUGUUAAUCAAGGGGAGUAUACUUCAAUACCAUCAUCAGCCGAGGCUGUUAGUGUACCUUCUCCUCCCAGCCAAAGAAAAACGACUCCUUACGGGUAAGAAUGAUUAUAGACUCACACCUUGUAGACUUUACUGGUCCACCGGUUACCAGGCGUUUCGAUACAAGUAGUUUUGAUACAAGGUUAUUCAGUCGAGGUGUAAAUAGUGUCACGUCAUUAGCUUCAAGAACGAAGAAUAUUCACCCAAAAUGUUUUUCUUAUUCACGCGCAAAUUAUACUCGAAGUGAACGAAAUUUUUGGGCAAUUUCAUAGCUUCAGGUUGUAUAGAAAAGGCUAGUUUCCGGUCCACCUUAUAUCAUGUGCAUGUCGAUGUCACUUUGCAAUACUAUAGCUCUAAAUUAGGGUAAUUAAAAAAAACUUCAUUAUGAUAAACAAUAAAUCAAGCACCAGUACUGUUCGCGUUAAUUACAAAUCAAAUGCGUCCUUAAAAAGAUAAGUCUAUAACUUAGUUUUAAAUAUGGUUACUGAUGAUGAUUGCCAAAUGUCCGAUGGUACAUGUAAUAUGUUCCAUCAGGAGAACGCGACGCUUUAUGUGCUUUGCUCCAUAAUUUCGGUCCUCUCGUCAGUUUAUGUAGCCUGCGAAAACAUCCGUUUCUCCUCACUCUUCGCUUUACGUCCUCAGCGGCGAAGAGCGAGGAGAAACGGAUGUUUUCGCAGGCUACAGUUUAUAUCGCGAUACCUUUUCAGACUUGCAACGGACUCAUCGAGCAACUCGUUGACAGAAUGUACCGUUUAGUCUAUAUCGUAGUCUGAUUGAAUAGAGUCAGGAUUUUUCUCGAAUUUACCGAUGUGUGUAAACCCCUUCCAAUUUAAAUUCCCUAAAUGUAGUAUGUCUGGGAAUAUUUCUGAAUCCGGAAGAAAUUUCCCCUCGCGUGUAAUGUACCCGGCAUGUAGCUUAACAGAUGAUAAAAGACAACAUGCCUUGCAACUAGUAAAUCCUGGGACAAACGAUUGUAAAUACACACUUAUAGAAAAAUGAAAAAGCUAUUUUCUUUGACGCUGUUACAAAUUUCAAUGGAAAACCUACAGACCUUUUUUGUAAAAUUAGCCAUGUCUGAUCUAGUUGGCGUUCAGUUCGGGUCCACUCCUCUUCUCAUUUUUCAUUUUCUUUUUCAUUCUUCCUUUUUUUUCGUUUUGUUUUUUGUUUUCGUUUUCAGAAGGAGUCGUUCCAGUGGAACGCAAGAUCCCAUGAUGAGAAUUGUGUCCAUUGACUCAACAGGAGUAGAAUAAAUCAUGAACCAGGAAGAGAGAAUCUCAGCAUCGAUUGUCUUCUCUACUCCGCAAAUCAAAGAUCGACAAGUUAGUGAACCAUAUGCAAAUUCAUACAGCUAGGGAGAACAUCGAUAAACAUCCCCCAGAAUUCGCGAUUCUCCUCUUCAGGUUCACCCCUAAUUAGCUGUCGUUUUUGAAAGUUUCGUAAUAAAAUGGAAUAUUGUUUCCAGAAGUAUGUAAAUAAAUAUGCAGUGAAUAACGAGAGGGGAAAACCUGUGCAAAACAGUUCAAAUACAUUGUGUAUAAUUUAUUAAUGUUAUCGGAGCAAGAGCGGUCAUGUAAAAAUAUCUUUUGACUUGUGAUUCAAUGAAUAAUACGAAAUGUGUUGCAAACACCGCUUUAAAUGGGCACAAAUAAAGGAUUUUUUAUAGUUUCACGUUUUGUUUGGAUUUUUGUCGUAUUCGAUCA